Dioscorea cayenensis subsp. rotundata (Guinea yam) is the source of this 450-nucleotide messenger RNA. Its product is annotated as senescence-specific cysteine protease SAG12-like. The record is from RefSeq and is a predicted model, not a curated record. Lineage: Eukaryota; Viridiplantae; Streptophyta; Magnoliopsida; Dioscoreales; Dioscoreaceae. The transcript has 5 exons. Gene Ontology annotation, biological process: proteolysis. Gene Ontology annotation, molecular function: cysteine-type peptidase activity. The coding region runs from base 1 to 450 and encodes 149 amino acids.
AUGGCGAGGGAUAUUGGAUUACGUAACGGUGUUUCCGGUUCCUCUCGGGCCUUUGCUGCGUUAGCUGCUGUGGAGGGAGCCUUUAAGAUCAGCACAUGUCGGUUGGAACGGAAAGCAAGGACACCCGUAGCACAUAUCAGUGAUUAUCAGUGUGUGCCUGCAAACGAGGAGGCUUUGCUUAAAGCUGUAGCUCACCAACUAGUUUCAGCUGCUGUCUUUUCUGAAAAAGUAGACUUUAGGCAAUAUAGAGGUAGUUUAUUCUUUAAACAUCAUGAAGGUUAUCCUAAUCAUGCUGUUACUAUAGUUGGGUACGGGAAAGAACGUAAUGGGAUCAAUCAGCACCAUAUUGGCCAGGAUAUAAGGGCAGAGAAUGUGAAGGGAGGCUAUGUUUCUGGUUGCUUUUCCAUAGUUUCUGAGAAUUUAUCUGUUGAUGCUGAUGGUGAUCGGUGA